CAGUGGUGCGACUUUCGGGACUCUAACCUCGACACUGUAGCCGGUCACAAGUUCUCCGGCUUGGCAUCAUGGAGAAUCAAGGGUCCGGGAAAACAGUCCGUUUGGCUACAGCUUGCACCGAGUGCCAGCGGCGGAAGCAAAAGUGUAGCCGGGAAUGGCCCUGCAAUCAUUGCCAAUCAAGGCGAAUCGCUCAUCUCUGUAAAUUCACGCCCAAGAAGGUGCUCAAGGCUAAGCCUGCCAGUAAUGAAAGGACUCAUACCCCUACGAAUAAUGCAGACGCAGUACCCGACUUUCAGAAUGCUGGCGGCGUUGCCAGUGGGGAGGAUUUCCGGAUGCUGGGAUACCUCCCCGACAACCUGCUCAAGGAAGGGCCUGACCAAUACCAAUCUGCUGUAAUAUCACCAAAUCCCCAGGGAACUAUACCAUCAGAACUGGAAAAAGCAAUCCGCACUCUUCCUCCCAAACCGUAUACAGAUAUGCUGGUGCAACAUUUUCUGAGUGAGAUGAACGAGCAGUACUACUGUCUUUACCCGCCGACUUUCUUGCACGAUUACGCUGCGUGGUGGUCAGGAAAAGCCAGUGGCCAAUCGCUAGCUCCAGAGUUCACGGCCCUGCUGCUGCAGGUUUGUGCAUGCGCCACCCUUUACUUGGAUGUGGAGGCGAUGCAGAGACUCGAGAGUGAAUUGGGCGAAAACUCUCACGAUCUAGCCGAGCAGUAUCAUCGGACUGCCAAUCAACUCAGCAGUACAAUGAGCCCCGGCAAGGGUGGCUUAACGCAAGUCCAACAGUUGUUCAUCAAUGCGGUAUGGUACAAGACCGAGGCAUUAUUUAUCGAGUCGUGGCAUGCCUUGAGUGCUGCAAUCCACGAAGCUCAGGAGUUAGGCAUGCACCGAAGUCCCGCCAAGGCGAAGGUGUCCGAAUUUGAACGGGAGAUGAGACGGCGAAUUUGGUGUCUCCUGUACACUUGGGAUUGGCAAAUGUCGCUACUACUAUCACGGCCUUUCAUCAUCAACAGCAAUUAUUGCUCUUUCGAGUUACCCAACGUACGGCUGGAGACUGCCGACGCAGGGACCGACAUGCCAUCGCCCGUAACACAUAUAGCCCUUCAGAGCCAAUUAGGGCUGGCAAUCUCGAAAAUCCCUGGCGUGAUGAGUGGUAUCUUAUCGCCCAAUCAGGCCAUUGCUAUCCAGCAAGAAAUUGAGAGAUGGUUUGAAAUGUUCCCCCCGGCAUAUAGACGUACGAACCCGGAUACCCGUUGGGACCAUUCCCACCGCUAUGUGCCUUUACAGCGGCAUCAACUCUAUGCCGUAAGCUACAUGGUCAUGUUUAUGCCAUUGAAGCAAUGUUUAACCAUCGACGCCGACCCAAGCAAGCCUAGCCUGGAGAAGAGCCUCCAACCAGCGGCGGUGGACUGCGCCACGAAAGUGAUGGAUUCAGCCCGGGCACUGCUAGCGCACAUGCUCCCGGCCAGUGGAAAGUUCCAUUUUGCGCCCUUCCUAAUAUUCGACACGGCUGCAUUUCUCUGCUCCGCAAUCAUCCACGACCGCGCCCGGAAUCUUGCACACCGGGACAAAGCUCUUGAAACGAUUGGCAUAGGGCUCGAUGCGCUGGAGCAGAUAUCCCAAACCACUAAAGCCGGUGCCACCUGUUAUUCGGUUCUCGCGAGGCUUACCGGCCGCAUGCCUCUCUCUCCGGAAGAGAAGGCUUUGCUGUCCUCUAGAACCCCGGAAGGAUCACUGGAAGGGCCUCAAACGCCUCCUUCUGUGCAUGCUGAAUCGGCGACAAUUGUCAAUGUCGAUGCGUAUGAUGUCAAUUUCACGUCUUCAGACAUUCUUGGAGGCGGAAUGGAUAUGGCCCUGCCGGCAGGGCUUGAUCCUUCAGGAACAAUCGACGGACUCACGGGACUGGAUGACAUCCUUAGCAUGGAUAUGGGUGAGUUCAGUCAGAUCUGGGAUUGGGAUAAUCUUGACCUGAAUAAUCCUGGUCUUUAUGAUACAUAGCUGCGAUCUGGGAUACAAGAAUUGGCAGCUUAGUUAAGUCUAGAGCUUCCUGGAUCGUCUAUGAUCAUAUACACGAAGGAAUGCAACAGAUAACAAUGGAUAUAACCGAU
Molecule: messenger RNA, 2110 nt
Organism: Aspergillus ibericus CBS 121593
Lineage: Eukaryota; Fungi; Ascomycota; Eurotiomycetes; Eurotiales; Aspergillaceae
Exons: 6
Coding region: 69-2000 (643 amino acids)
Biological process (GO): DNA-templated transcription; regulation of DNA-templated transcription
Cellular component (GO): nucleus
Molecular function (GO): zinc ion binding; DNA-binding transcription factor activity, RNA polymerase II-specific; DNA binding
Source: RefSeq, a predicted model, not a curated record